Molecule: messenger RNA, 749 nt
Organism: Didymodactylos carnosus
Lineage: Eukaryota; Metazoa; Rotifera; Eurotatoria; Philodinida; Philodinidae
Source: the annotation of a GenBank genome assembly
UCUCGCGUUCUUUUCCACUACUCAGUCGGCUGACAAUAUCGAAUACAACAGAACGGAUAGAAAACCAUCAUGUAUAUGGAAGAAAUCCAAAGAAGUAUCGUUGAUUAUUGAAUUUUCUCAUCUUGUUGAACUCAUCCAGUAUAAUUUUCUAAAUCAUCAUAAAUAUCAUCUUCAUCAGAAUAGAUAUAAUCGAUUGAAUCAUCCACAUAGGAUUCUUCAUCAGAAUCAUAAUUAAUACGGCAAGACAACAACAACAACGUAGAAAUGGACCAAGGCAAUUAAAAUUAAAUGAUUUUAUGCCACCACAUUUACGUGACAUCUCAACAUUAAAAGAGCCAAAUCUUCCAUUGGAUUUUAAUUUAAAAGUUUCUGGUUAUACAGGAACAACAAAUACAAGAUCUACUACACCAAUUAAUGUUUUAACACAACAACCAAGAAACUUUUCAACACAAAUCAUAACAACAAAUAAUACAGCACAACCAUUUCAUGUUAAUAAUAAUAUUUUCUUAAUAACCAUACAACAAGAUUUGUUUUUGAAUUGGAUCAAGUUAAUAUUAUUAUAUUCAACAAUGACAAACUAUUCGAAAAUUCCUGUAAUAUUUAUAUACAAAACAGUUGUUUUAUUUUUUAUUGAUGAUGAUUUAUUGCGAAAGGAAAUGCUCGGACCUGAUGUCCGCUUGCACUGCAAUAUAAAAAGAAAAAAUGUAAAAUUGAUAGAGAGAUUAACACAUUUUUGUUUUGACAUUUAA